GCCAAAGGAAGGCGGAUGUGGUGACAUGCGAAUAUGGUACGCCAAUAAUGGAGCGGAAGAAUUAACAAAAUUGAACCUAAUGACUUUAGCUGCUGUGAAUGUCAAACUUAACGAAGCUUGAUCGCGCCUAUUACUUGAAAAAGUGACCUUAUUUAUUAGAGUAGCGGGCUCUAUGUGAAUUCAUUGUAAAUCUUGGAUAUUGUGUACUUAUAUAUCUAUGGUAAUGUUAAAUAUAGGAAACGAGUUACAGUAUCUGCUGAGUGAAACAACUUAGGGUGUUGUUAACUGAGAAAAUCCGAUAAGUGUUUAACCAUUCCGCGAAACUAAGCAAUUAGUGCGUGAAUAGCAGUACUGAACGGAUAUUGAGAAAUCGGAAAAUUUGAAAUUGGAAUGUUUGUAAAAUAACAUAGUGCACGACCAUUAUGCAGUUAUAACAAGUUCCCUAGCGGCAAUUUUUGUGUUACCACUCGUCGGAUUACUUUUCCUGCUGACUAAAUUACUGUUCCUGAUAAGCAGGUUAAUACAUCCUAGGCCAAGCAAUGCGUCGUUCCGGAGUAAUCUUUUUCCUUCAGGUGGCCGUGCUUAUGGCAGCAAGCACUUGCAAUCCUAUUUUUGUUCGAUGGGAUGAAUUCGCGCUUUGCCUUCGGCGUCGGUUGAAGCGCAACUUCUCGCCUAACGUCGUUUGCGCCACACGUAAAAUGGCAUCAAACUUUCGUCGUACCAUCCGUUGUCCUAGCUGUGAGCUCUUCUUCCACUGUCAGGCCAACUACGAGGCAGUUUUUCAUUGCUCGCAGGCUUCCGAAGCACUGCAGACAGCUGAGGUAUUCUCUGAUUGCCGCGAGUUUGCACAGUUCGGAGGCCCCGCAUCAGGCGUAAGUGCCCGGCAGGAGGCAAAUCUCGUAGGUCGUAGAGGCGGAGACUGUGUGGAAGAGUAUCUUACAAAAGCGCCGAACUUCAGUUUAAUGGCGUUGUUUGGUUUAGGCAUUAGUGGGCGAUGCCAGUGGAAUCCUUUUUUAGAAACAUGUGCGAGUAAUGCAGGCGAGGUAAUCGCCAGUGCUGACUACCCACCUCUACCAACUUCAACACUGCGCCCUGAAACGUUUCACCGUCCAACGUAUAUGCAUCAUAAAUAUUCCCAAAUGGGAUCCUCCGAAGCUAAUAAUAAACUUUUCAGCCUGACAAGUCUGAUCAAUUUUACACAACCUUUACUUAGUGGGCUUGGACAAAAACCCCCACAAAAAAGUCCAGGUAUCAUAGAAACACUGCAAGCUCUACAUGCCAUCAAAGACAAACUACCAGUCUUCAAUACAGGUAGCAGUUCCCACUCAACUGCACCGCAUGCCGAGACUAACGAUAUCAUUCAUGCAGCUUCAUACCAGAACGAACCGCACACGGCCUUUCCAGUGAAUGAUUCUGGAAAACCCUACAACCCGUUAGUGUUCACAGUUCAACCUUUAAUGCAAUCCACUCCAAUAACAAAUUCCCUUGAUGCACCUGGAGUAGCCGAUAACAACUCUAACAACGUAACUAGUACAUCUUUAGAGCCUAAUGAUCCAUGGUUGAGCGGUAUAGCGUUAGCUCUUGGUUCAUUUUUUGGAAAACCGCCGGUUUUGCCUGGAAAUGCAAAGCAUUUCUCGAAUCCGGAAGCACAAAUCCAAGUUGCCUAUCAUCAACGACCUGAGCCAGUACCAAUUCCGCUAAACCCUGUGUCAGCCGUGGGACACACCCCGCCCGCAACACUAUCCGGCGGAUCUGCGAACAAGUGUCGAUAGAGGAAGGAACAGACGUCACUGAAGCAGGGAACGCUGAUCGGUAGAUUGCUUCGCCGAAACAAAGGUACCCAGUGCAAAGCUGCCGAAAUGUUUCAUGUUUGUCAGCAUUAAGUCCCCAACGUUGUUAGGAACCUGAGGAAAAAUUUUCCGCUGUCGUCACAUAAAGUCGGUGUGGAUAGAAUCGGUCGAAGCGAGAGAAUAUUUUGCGAACUACAGAAGGGUAGGUUCGUUUUGUAAAACAUCUUCCAGAGCAGACUAACCAAAGAUUGACUUGCUGUGUCAAAUAUUACAAUUCAUCAACGAUUCAAAGGGGCGACAUUUGGGGACGAUAUGCCUUCUAAGAAAUCUCAGUGGAAUGCUUGAAUGAAACGAGCCCGUCCUCAUCGGGCAAACCGAAUCAAAAAUCGAACCGUUCAUAACUGGGGAAAAGGCUGUCUCUCAGACGAAUCUCAUUUUGAAAUUCUGGGAGAAAACGCUUAUCAUAGUUUCGCAUGUAUCGGCAAACAUCCAUUAAAAGUUGCGGCAUUGUCUAUAACUUCUGGCAAAGGCACUGGGAUGAUACAUCACUCAUAGGUAGAACUCAUAGAAAACUGUAUUAGAGGCACGUCUCAAAGGGCGGCGGUAGCUACCGCCACAAACGACGGUGUUAUAGAAAACUGACGCUCGCAGCUAUGUUACAUCGCUCAGUUCAAACAUGUUUGCCAUGUGGCAUAGCAGCGUAAAGAAGAACCAUGACGCGUCGACAGACCAAAAAAAAAGUUUCAAAAUAGUCUGGUUUAGCGAUGUGUAGUUGGCCUUCAAAUCUGAAUUUAUUUAAAUCUAUUUAAUUGAGCACCGACUGUACAUACACAGGACUAGUUAUUUUUUUACUACUAUGUAAGGUAUACAAGAAGGUUAACGAUAGCAUGAUUGCGCAUUUUUGUCCUUUUGUUUGAAUGUACGAUUUCGUAAUAAAUAGUACGCAAUUAUUCCAUGAAGCAUACGCAGUUAAGGUUUUUCUGCAAGAGAUUCCGUAUAAACAAGGUAUCAAAGUAUGUUUUAUUGCAUUGUUCUAUGCAAAAUUAUUCAUUUAUUGAUUGUUAUUCCA
Molecule: messenger RNA, 2859 nt
Organism: Varroa destructor (honeybee mite)
Lineage: Eukaryota; Metazoa; Arthropoda; Arachnida; Mesostigmata; Varroidae
Source: RefSeq, a predicted model, not a curated record